This is a messenger RNA of Opisthorchis viverrini, 1578 nucleotides long. RefSeq lists its product as hypothetical. NCBI's taxonomy places the organism in Eukaryota, Metazoa, Platyhelminthes, Trematoda, Opisthorchiida, Opisthorchiidae. The record is from RefSeq and is a predicted model, not a curated record. The annotation marks the transcript as partial. The transcript has 3 exons.
AUGGUGAAUAUUACGAACAGAUCAAAGGAGCGCCAAUGGGGUCACCAAUCUCUGGACUCAUCGCGGAAACUGGAGCGAAUCGUACUACCAGAUAUCAAACCGAAAAUAUGGGUACGAUAUGUGGACGGCACAUUCGCUGGUGUAAAGAAAAAUGAACUACUACGAGCGGAGGAACUGCUGAACAACGCGUUUCCCGACAUCCAGUUCACAAUGGAAACUAAGGAGAACAACAAAUUGGCGUUCCUAGAUGUGCUCGUAACAAGGACAACAAACGGCCAACUACAAACUGAAGUUUACGAGAAAGAAACGCAUACGGACCAGAUUCUGAAUUACCACAGCAACCAUCCGGACUGUCACAAGCGGAGCUGUAUUCGAACUCUAUUCAAGCGGAUAGAGACACAUUGCAACACAACAGAGGCGAAGAAAAAAGAAGAACGAAGACUCUUCGAGACAUUCCGAAAUAACGGCUACCCGAGGAAUUUCAUAUGGAGGUGCUUACGAGACCAACAUCGGGCUGAUCCGUCAAAACAACCAGAACAGAGGAAGAUUACGCUGCCGUAUAUCAGAAACGUGGCGAUGAUUGCACGACACCUACGACAACAUGGAAUUGCAGUCGCCUUUAAGCCUACAAACAUGUUGAGAAGAGCCCUCUCGAAACCAAAGGGAAGUUUGGAUGCUUUGAGGAAGACUAACGUGGUCUACAAACUUGAAUGCAACGACUGCGACAAACAUUAUGUUGGCCAAACGGGAAGAAAACUUGCUACGAGAAUACACGCACACAAGCUUGCCAGUAGAAGACAUGACCCAAUGUCACUCGUCUCAAUCCACGAAGACAGAGAAGGACACACGUUCAAUUGGGACAAUGUUCAAAUACUCGCUCACGCAAGCGCAAAGCGUGAGCGAGAAUUUGCCGAGGCGUGGUACUCCACACAAAAAUCGAUCAAUAAACACAUCGACAUUGACCCAGUCUAUCAGCCGUUACGAGCGAAGGGGAUCAGCUUGACCCCGGUUGUAACGAGACUGUUGGCGUCAGUUGUGCUUCGUCGCCUUACGGUGGCUCGUGAGAUACUGACUCGAGAACAGCAAGCGGGAUUCCGGCCUGGUAGGGGUUGUGUUGACGAAAUCUUCACAAUGCGUCAGGUGCUAGAACAACGCCAUACGUAUAAGCGACCCACAAUUCCAGUAUUCCUGGAUUACAGAGGCGCCAUCGACUCGGUUGAUCGGUCUGUUCUUCUUGACACGCUUGCCCACCAAGGAAUACUCCGGAAGUUUGUAAACAUACUAGGUUCUUUGUAUUCUCGGGCUUCCGGACGUGUGCGAGUAUACGGAGAGCUCUCCAAAAGCUUCCGCACACAAAGCGGUAUCCGUCAGGGAUGCCCACUCUCCCCAUUCCUUUUUAACUUUGUGAUCGAUGAAACAAUGAGACGAGCGCUGCGGGGUCUCCAAAAUCCUGGAGUUCAAAUAGCCUGUGAAGAAAACCUCGUCGAUCUGGAAUGUGCAGACGGUAUAGCUGCUACACGUGUUCCUUCCUUGUGCGUGGACUUGUGGAGUUUGGCUGACUCCUUGCUUCGUGCGCGC